AUGGCAACUAACAACAGUUGUCUUUUGGGCAGCGAUAACCAAUUCGGCCCUCGCAUCGACUACAACUGCCGCAACUUUGACUUCACUCUUCUCUUUGAAGAUGCCAUCUUUCUUAUUAUUCCCUCAGUAGCUCUUUUGAGCGUCUUGACUGUACUUCACCUUAGCUUCGUCAUUAUUGAUGCCAAGUCGCUAGCUCUCCGCACAUCGGCCUCACUGGCUGCGGGAAUUCUCAACUUCAUCGCCGUUUUGGCCGCAGCUUUCCACUCAUUUCUGGAAGAUCAACGCUCCACUCGUCCCUCCGACUUGCUCAUACUCUAUUUCUCAGCAUCUGCCAUACUAUCGCUACCACGCCUGAGAACGCUAUGGCUUAUCACAGGCUCCGGAGCGCUCAAGGGUCUUUGGACUGCUAUCGUCGCUGUCACGAUCCUAGUCGUUCUUCUGGAGUCCAUCGGCAAGAAACGAUUCUUGCAGACAACGUACCAAUCCCUCACGAAAGAAGAAGAGACUGGCUUUUGGGGUCGCAGCUUCUUCACUUGGCUCAUGCCCUUCUUUUGUCUCGGGUACUCGCGGGUCAUUCACAUCCGAGAUAUGCCAGAAGUCGAUAAAGACUUGACUGGGGAUAGAGCAGGAGCAAGCCUCGAAUCAGCGUGGUUGAAGCGAAAAGGGGAGAAGUGCCAUGCAUUGAUUCGCUCCGGCUUUUACGCCUACCGCGGACCUCUAGUCGCCGGCGUCAUAACGCGUCUCUUCCUCACUGCUUUUACAUUUUGCCAGCCCUUCCUCAUCACGGCCACAUUGAGCUACAUGCAGACAACCAAGACGCCACAGUCUGAGAGAUACGGACAAGCACUCGUGGGAGCAUACGUGCUUACGUACCUCGGCCUGGCAGUCUCGCGAGCAGCGUUUUCCCGCCAUCAGUUUCGCUUCACUACGAUGCUCCGAGCAGGACUAAUGUCUUUGAUCUUCAAGCAGACCCUCGCUCUCAAAGCGGACGACUUGAAAGACAGCGCUGCGGUUACUUUGAUGGGCACAGAUAUCGAACGCAUCGUACUCACGUUCAAUAACCUUCAUCAGAUUUGGGCGGCGAUUCUUGAGGUUAGCAUUGCCAUAUUCCUCCUGCAACGCCAGAUAGCCUCUGCAUCUGUAGUACCAGUCGUCAUUUCUAUCGUAUGCGCUUUUGGCGUUAUCCCCGUCUCCAAAACCAUUGGAAGGGCACAGACGGCCUGGAUUGAACGUUUGCAGAAGAGAGUCGCCGUCACGGCCUCCAUGCUGGGAGAUAUGAAGGCGAUCAAGAUGCUUGGUCUCUCGGGCGUGUUGUCAACCACUAUCACCGAGCUGCGACGUGUUGAAUUGAAGACCUCGGAGAAAUUCCGCAAACUGAUCCUCUCUCAGAUCCUCGUUUCAAACCUUCCCGUCGAGUUUGCUCCGUUCGCGACAUUUGUCAUCUACAGUAUCAUUGCAGUCAUCACCAAAGAUCAAACACUGACGACGACGAACGCCUUUACUGCACUGUCUCUCAUCGGUCUUUUGACAGAACCACUCCUGAUGUUCUGCCAAUUCGUGCCUAACAUUGUACAAGGGGUGGCUUGCUUCAAGCGCAUCGAGAUGUUCUGCCUCAAGGGAUGCGAAUCAUCAUUGCCCGAACAACCAAUACCUCCGUCGCGCUCAUCAGACACCACCCUGAACAGGGCAAGCAUCGAGCUGGCAGAUCAUUCAACUCCCAAAACAUCUGAUCGAACCAUUGCCUCAUUCUGCAACGCAAAGAUCUCCUGGUCGCCUGAUUCCGACAUAGUCUUUAAGGACCUUUCCUUGACAAUCAAGCGAGGAAUCACCAUGAUAGUCGGCCCUGUUGGGUGCGGAAAGUCGUGCCUUAUGGAGAAGUGCAUGACUCACGGAACCGCCUACUGCGCGCAAACUCCGUGGAUGAUGAACGACACUUUGAGACGAAACAUCACUGGCGGCUUAGAGCAUGAUCCAAAAUGGUUCGACCAAGUUUUGUGGCUCUGCUCCUUGACUGAAGAUGUCAAGAACAUGCCUGAAGGAGAGCUGUACAAAAUUGGUAGUAACGGGGUCGGCUUGAGUGGAGGGCAACGGCAGCGUGUGGCAGUCGCUCGCGCCGUCUACUCUAGACACCGAGUUAUGGUACUAGAUGACGUCUUCAGCGGCCUCGAUUCCAAAAGUAUUAGCCAAAUCUCGAGUCGCCUCUUCAGCAAAGAGGGCCACUUUCGCCGGAAUGAGAUCUCCAUCAUUCUUGCGACUCACACCCGUUCACUUCUUCGAUAUGCAGAUGAGCUGAUCGUUCUCACUGAGGGCCAAGUCCUGAGCCAGGGUUCGUAUGAACAUAUCCUUGCUAGCUCAUCUGACUUGAUUGCGAAAUCGAAAUUAGAAGAUGACGAUAAUUCUUCACGUGGUGAGGAGUCGGAGCAAGCUGAGGGUUCUGUGAAAUCCACACAAAUCCAAAGGACCCUGGAUGCCGAGGAAGAUAGGCUGCGUCAGAACGGCUCAUGGUCCGUUUACAAAUACUACUUCGAGCGUGCUGGCUGGAUAGUGGUUGGCUCAUUCGUCUUCGCCACUUUUACCGAGGCAUUCUGCAGUGGAUUUACAAAUAUCUGGUUUCAAUGGUGGGUGGAAGCCAACGAAAAACGGCCAAAUGACAACCUCGGCAUGUAUCUUGGGGUAUAUGCUCUCUUAUUUGCAAUGGCAUGUCUUGGACUUUCUGUGGAAUGCUGGCUGCUCUUCAUACGGAUCAUAAGCGCGACAGCCAUGAGUUUACAUGGUGAUCUACUGCACACAAGCUUGAGAGCACCACUGAGCUUCUUUCAGUCAACCGAUACUGGCUCCAUCACCAAUAGAUUUAGCCAGGAUCUCAACCUAGUGGAUGUUACUCUUCCAUCGAAUGCUAUCAACUUCGCCUCAAAUGCUUGCGCUUGCAUUUUCAAGCUCAUCAUACUUUGUGUCAUGGGCAAGUAUCUGGCGACGUCAGUGCCUCUCUUAGUAGGAGUGCUCUUCUUCGUUCAGCGAUACUAUCUCCGCACCUCCCGUCAAGUCCGUCUCCUCGACAUCGAAGCCAAGGCUCCGAUCUACACCCAUUUUCUUGAAACACUGAAGGGCGUUGCAACCAUCCGUGCUUACAGAUGGCAAGAGAACUUUGAGGAGCAGGCGACGAAGCUACUCAACAUCUCACAGAAGCCCCACUACAUGCUAGCAUGUAUCCGACAAUGGCUCGCCCUGAUUCUGGACCUCGUCGUUGGCGCCCUAGCGCUGAUCAUUGUGGCCAUGGCGAUAUCCAUCACCGAAAAGUUUUCUCCUGGUGCGAUUGGUGUGUCAAUGGUUCUAGUCUUGGGUUUCAACAACUCUCUUGCGACUACGAUCAAGAAUUGGACUGCAUUGGAGACGUCUAUCCGUGCUGUUGCCAGAAUAAGAGAGUUUGCUCAGACAACGCCUUCUGAAGAGCGCGAUUUGGGAAGCUCUGGUAUCCCUCCUGAAAGAUGGCCAUUGCAGGGACGUAUCGACUUUGAGAAUGUCACUGCGAGGUACACAAGAGAUGGUGACGCAACGCUCAAGAACUUGACACUUUCAAUAUCAUCUGGUCAAAAGAUCGCAGUUUGUGGGCCGUCAGGCAGCGGCAAGACAUCCUUCGUUCUCUCGCUACUUCAGAUGAUUGAAGUCACCGACGGGAAGAUCCUCAUCGACGGCAUCGAUCUUGAAGGCUUAGAGAGAUCAGAAGUACGUUCACGGAUCAAUUUCAUACCCCAGGAGCCAUUCUUCAUUCCUGGCAGCGUUCGAUUCAAUCUCGAUCCACACGCCCGCGAAAGCAGCGAGACCAUCAAAGUAGCGCUCGACAAGGUUGGGCUUCUUGGGAAGAUCGGUAUGGCAGGUGGUCUGGAUAGCGAGCUAGACGCCGAUGGCUUCUCGGCAGGGGAAAGACAAUUGCUGGCGUUGACGCGUGCGCUGAUCGAAAAGAGUCAGAUUUUGAUCUUAGAUGAAGCUACAAGCAGCGUGGACCAAGACACCGAAGACAAGAUGCAGCGAAUCAUUGAAGAGGAGUUCUCAGACCAAACUGUCGUAUCUGUCACACACCGUCUGAGAUUCAUAGAGAAGUAUGACCGAGUACUUCUCUUGAAGCAGGGAGAAGUGGUAGAAUGGAACACUCCCAAUGCCUUACUAGCCACUGAGUCUGAGUUUAAGAAGUUGUUUGCAGCUACGCAAACUUCACGUUGAGCAUUGUAGAAUAUGAGGCAGUUUUAGAUGGUCGCGGACUUAAUGCAUUUGACUUGAAGUUUCAUGAUGAGAGACUGAGAGGCAAAUGAGCGGUUCUGAUUCGAUGCCCCUACGUGUAAAAGAUAGAGCCAUAGCAAGGUGUUAAGGUUAAGGAGCGUUCCCCAG
Colletotrichum phormii is the source of this 4383-nucleotide messenger RNA. Its product is annotated as ABC transporter. The transcript is spliced from 13 exons. The record is from RefSeq and is a predicted model, not a curated record. Gene Ontology annotation, molecular function: ATP binding; ATP hydrolysis activity; ABC-type transporter activity. Gene Ontology annotation, biological process: transmembrane transport. Gene Ontology annotation, cellular component: membrane. The coding region runs from base 1 to 4218 and encodes 1405 amino acids. NCBI's taxonomy places the organism in Eukaryota, Fungi, Ascomycota, Sordariomycetes, Glomerellales, Glomerellaceae.